AUUUUUUAUACAAAUACAAACUUAUCGGGGACGUAUGCAGUCAGCUGGCGGCUCUAUGUGAGGUCCUCAGCCUCCAGUGUCAUUGGUGAAUGACCGAAGAUGUCUCACAGCAGGUUGUUUGCCAGGCUGCUUUUGCAGCACAGUGGAGUCAGGCACUAUACCGGAUCAAGAAAGAACCUGUACAUCACCAAGAACACAAAGGUCAUCUGCCAAGGUUUCACAGGGAAGCAGGGAACGUUUCACAGUCAGCAGGCUCUGGACUAUGGCUCCCAGUUAGUCGGAGGUGUGUCUCCUGGUAAAGGUGGCAAGACGCACCUUGGCCUGCCGGUCUUCAACUCAGUCAAGGAGGCGAAGGAGGGCACAGGGGCCGAUGCCACUGUGAUUUAUGUGCCGCCUCCCUUUGCGGCGGCGGCCAUCAUCGAGGCCAUCGACGCAGAGAUACCCCUGGUGGUGUGCAUCACCGAGGGCAUCCCCCAGCAGGACAUGGUGAGAGUUAAACAUAAGCUGCUGCGCCAGAGCAACACCCGCCUGAUUGGCCCCAACUGCCCCGGAGUCAUCAAUCCCGGGGAAUGCAAGAUUGGCAUCAUGCCAGGACACAUUCACAAGAAAGGUCGCAUUGGCAUUGUUUCUCGGUCGGGGACUCUGACGUACGAAGCUGUGCAUCAAACUACACAAGUGGGCCUGGGACAGUCUCUCUGUGUUGGUAUUGGCGGCGAUCCAUUUAAUGGCACGAACUUCAUCGACUGUCUGGAGGUGUUCCUGCAGGAUCCCAAGACGGAGGGCAUCAUCCUCAUUGGAGAGAUCGGAGGAAACGCCGAGGAGAACGCAGCGGAUUACCUGAAGCAGCACAACUCUGGUGCUAAUGCAAAGCCCGUGGUGUCCUUCAUCGCCGGAUUAACCGCUCCUCCGGGCCGCAGGAUGGGCCACGCCGGCGCGAUCAUCGCCGGCGGAAAGGGCGGAGCCAAAGAGAAGAUUGCAGCCCUGCAGUCGGCUGGAGUCGUAGUCAGCAUGUCCCCUGCUCAGCUGGGCAGCACUAUGUUCAAGGAGUUCGAGAAGAGGAAGAUGUUGUGAAUUACGCAAGAAAGGCUCCCGACCUUUUGACCCCUGCCUCGAAACUGAGACGAGCAGCCUGAUUCUGGAGGUGGAUAAGCCCUACAGUGUCUCAACCCUGAUUAUUUCAGCGAGCGAUGCGCACAUCAAGUGUUUAUAUUGUAAUUUCUGCCAUGAACUCGUACCUUGCACAUAAGAGGAAAGAUUAAAUACAUAGUGUCUUACUGGUAUCCUAAAGCAGUCAUUGUACACCAUGUAAAAGCUUUAUAGAUGUUUUUUUUCCUCCUUUCACAUAAUAGCAGCAGCUGAAUGAACGACGCCGUGGUGAUCUGUCUCAUUCUGUUUUACUCCUGCUGUAAGAUGUAUUUCAUCACCCAAUUCACUGGCUGUCCACCCGAAUAAGAAAUAUUUCUCAUCA
Salarias fasciatus (jewelled blenny) is the source of this 1468-nucleotide messenger RNA. It is a transcript of the gene suclg1, whose product is annotated as succinate-CoA ligase GDP/ADP-forming subunit alph. The transcript has 9 exons. Gene Ontology annotation, molecular function: succinate-CoA ligase (GDP-forming) activity; succinate-CoA ligase (ADP-forming) activity. Gene Ontology annotation, biological process: tricarboxylic acid cycle. Gene Ontology annotation, cellular component: succinate-CoA ligase complex (ADP-forming); mitochondrion. Bases 100 to 1071 code for a protein of 323 amino acids. The record is from RefSeq and is a predicted model, not a curated record. Lineage: Eukaryota; Metazoa; Chordata; Actinopteri; Blenniiformes; Blenniidae.